CCGCCCCUUUUAAUGAUCUCUUCCUCACCACUAGCGUUCUUUCUUCUCUUCAAGCUAGGCUAGGUGGACUAGCUACUGUGCUAGCAACCGACCCGAUUCAUAUUUUCUAAAACAAAAGGAAUUCGAUCUGAUCUACCGAGUAUGGCGUACACUGUUGCAGGUGGAACCAAGAAAAAAGUUUGCUACUACUAUGACGGCGACAUUGGGAAUUAUUACUAUGGGCAAGGGCACCCCAUGAAACCGCACCGAAUCCGUAUGACCCACAACCUGCUUCUGAACUAUGGACUCUACAGAAAAAUGGAAAUAUAUAGACCUCACAAAGCCACAGCUGAGGAGAUGACCAAGUACCACAGCGAUGAUUACAUCAAAUUCCUCCGAUCGAUUCGACCGGAUAACAUGUCAGAGUUCAGCAAGCAAAUGCAGCGAUUCAAUGUUGGAGAAGACUGUCCUGUUUUCGAUGGCUUAUUCGAGUUCUGCCAGUUGUCUGCUGGGGGAUCUGCAGCGGGCUCUGUGAAGCUCAACAGGCAGCAGACGGACAUCGCGGUGAACUGGGCUGGAGGACUCCACCACGCCAAGAAGUCCGAGGCGUCUGGGUUCUGCUACGUCAACGACAUCGUCCUGGCUAUCCUGGAGCUGCUAAAGUACCACCAGAGGGUGCUGUACAUUGACAUUGACAUUCACCAUGGCGACGGGGUAGAGGAGGCCUUCUACACCACAGACAGAGUCAUGACCGUGUCCUUCCACAAGUACGGAGAGUAUUUCCCCGGGACCGGAGACCUCCGAGAUAUUGGUGCUGGAAAAGGCAAAUACUACGCUGUCAACUUCCCCCUCAGGGACGGAAUUGAGGACGAUUCAUACGAGCAAAUCUUCAAGCCUGUGAUGGCUAAGGUGAUGGAGAUGUAUCAGCCCAGUGCUGUGGUCCUGCAGUGUGGUGCAGACUCUCUCUCCGGAGACCGCCUCGGGUGUUUCAACCUCACUAUCCGUGGCCAUGCCAAGUGUGUGGAGUACAUGAAGUCCUUCAACCUGCCCCUGCUCAUGCUGGGAGGAGGGGGCUACACCAUCCGCAACGUGGCCCGAUGCUGGACCUAUGAGACGGCUGUGGCUCUGGACACUGAGAUCCCCGACGAACUGCCCUACAACGAUUACUUUGAAUACUUCGGCCCUGACUUCAAGCUGCACAUCAGCCCCUCUAACAUGACCAACCAAAACACACAGGAGUACAUGGAAAAAAUCAAGCAGCGUCUGUUUGAGAACCUGCGGAUGUUGCCUCACGCUCCGGGAGUCCAGAUGCAGGCCGUGCCGGAGGACGCCAUCCCAGACGACACCGUGGACGAGGACACAGAUGACCCAGACAAGCGCAUGUCCAUUCGUGCCUCAGACAAGAGGAUAGCCUGCGACGAGGAAUUCUCCGACUCAGAGGACGAGGGUGAGGGAGGCAGGAGGAACGUGGCCAGCAACAAGAAGGCCAAACGCCCCCGAGUGGAGGAAGACAAGAAGGAGGGAGAGGAGAAGAAAGUUGAGGUGAAGGAGGAGGAGAAAGUGAAAGAAAGCAGCACAGAGAAGAUUGACACAAAAAGUGUGAAGACCGAACAGACCAGUAGCACCUGAUGUUUUGUUGACCAUCAUACUCAACACAAGAAGCAUUAUAUUUAUUAUGACUGAUCUCAGUGACAUAGUUGUUUUUCUUUUGUGCAACGUAGUAUUGGAUUAUUUCUUACUGGUUAACCAUCCCCUGUACAUGUGCUGUGUCUUACUUUGACAAUCCCUUGAAUGCAUUUAUAUUUCAACGUGCUUUCACCUGAAUGAAAUAUCCAUGAUCUGUAAUUAUUUGUUUUUAAAGGAUUAUGUGGGACUUCCUGUUGAAUAGCCUACGAUGAUUUCAUAUUUGUUGAAAACUUGAUAUUUUGCAUUUGCCAAUAAACUUUUUUACAAA
Molecule: messenger RNA, 1933 nt
Organism: Hypomesus transpacificus
Lineage: Eukaryota; Metazoa; Chordata; Actinopteri; Osmeriformes; Osmeridae
Product: histone deacetylase 2
Exons: 14
Coding region: 142-1608 (488 amino acids)
Molecular function (GO): histone deacetylase activity
Source: RefSeq, a predicted model, not a curated record